Molecule: messenger RNA, 309 nt
Organism: Peronospora matthiolae
Lineage: Eukaryota; Oomycota; Peronosporomycetes; Peronosporales; Peronosporaceae
Source: the annotation of a GenBank genome assembly
AUGUGGGAGCUAGCGGCUCCAUUAUGGCGGCAGUUGAGUCAGGCGCAGCGAAAGACGUCGCAAUCGACGUCUAAGAGGGCAUUCUGCGUCAGAAACCAGCGGUCCGUAGAAUUGGCAUUUGACACCAUCGAGCGGAUGGCGCGCGACCCGGCGUCCGGCAUUUGUCUCACGAGCCACAGGCGCAUGGCGUGCGUGUCAUACGUGGAGGUAAAGCAGACGCGCAACGCGCAGUCGCAGCAAUGUAGCGGCGAGAACGCGCCGAUGGAACGCAUCGGCAGCGUGAUCUAUUUAGACCUAAAAAACCGAUGA